AAGGUAGAGAAAUAAAACCAGUUUUAUUGUCACAAAGUGCAGGCAGUUAUAAAAGCUUUACAUACACUCAUAUGAACUUAAGUUAUAACCUCUCUAGCGGAAAGUGAAAGUAAGUUAACGAAAUCGCAGCCAAUUACAAUUUACAAAUCAUUCGUUUAGUUUAUAUCUCGUUUCAAAAAUCUGUUUUAUAAAAUUCACAAUAAAAACUUGGUUGUUAAUAAUAACAAGGCAGCUUUAUGUGUUAUAAGAAUAAAUCAAAAUUUGCAUUGAACUCGCCUGAUACUGCCUACGAAUAUAAAGACACUGUGAUUUCUGAUUACUGUUAAUUUGAAUUGCAAAACAUAGGCACCAUCGGAUUGCGCGAACAAAAAUUACAUAAUCCAUUAUGUUUGACUUUCAAGUUAGAGCACCGGGUAAAAUUAUUUUGCAUGGAGAACAUGCAGUGGUUUAUCAUAAACCUGCUUUGGCUGCUGUUGUAGGCUUGGCUACCACUCUGCGAUUUUCUAUGGAUCAAACCCAAACAUUAAUUUCCGUUCACCUGGAAGCGCUUAAUAAUAACUUCAGCGUGGAGGUGAAAGCGUUUAAUGAAUUUUUGAGCAAAUUUCGAACAAAAUAUCCUACAGAAAAAUCUGACAGCACUGUUCAAUUGCUAGAAGAGGUGCGUGCUGAACUGGCAAAACAACAAGAAGAGCAACUCGAAAACAAUAGCUCAUCCAAAAAACAAAAAAACCAGAAAUCAUUUAUAUCAAUUUACUAUUUGCUGGCAGGAGCUGUACUCUCUUCACCUGCAAAAGACUUCAAAAUAACAAAUGGUUUCACGCUACAUAUAGACACUGAACUCAAUAUAGGAUCGGGUCUGGGUAGUUCCGCAUCAUAUGGCGUGGCGUUGGCAGCAGCUUUCCUUUUGUAUGCUCGGCACUUCGAUUUAUCCAGUUACCGGGAUCCACAAAAUUUGGCUCUGAUAUCUAAUUGGGCUUUUGAAUCGGAACGUAUCGUUCACGGCACGCCAUCAGGGGUCGACAACACUAUCUGCAGUUACGGUGGAAUGUUGCGCUUUGUUAAAGGACAAGGAUUUCAAACGAUUAACAUCUUACGACCUUUAAACAUACUGUUGGUCGACAGCAAAGUGAAACGUAGCACCGCAGAUAUAGUAGCCAAAGUCCGGCACCUUACUGAGACAUUCCCUGAAGUAAUAAACGCUAUCUGGAAUUCACUUGAAGCCUUGGUUACAGAAGCUAUACCAUUGUAUGAAAUAUUUGGUAAUAGCCAAGACGACAGUGAAAAAUUUGAGAAACUGGAAAGGCUAUUCCAAAUCAAUAAUGAUCUGCUGAAAGCAAUUGGUGUUAGCCAUCCUAAGUUAGAGCAAAUUUUCAGUAUUGCUUACAAACGAGGAUUCUUUAGUAAAGUAACCGGUGCGGGAGCAGGUGGCUAUGUUAUAGUCCUGUUGCCCGAUAAUUAUGCUAAAAAUGAAGUAUAUUGGAAGUUAAAGGAAGAGUUGGAAGCAGCUGGUUUCGGAGUGCACUCAACUACAGCUGGUGGGGAUGGUUUAUCCAUAGAAAAAUUGUAAAACACAUUAUUUCGGACACUACAAAUUAUCUCACUUAGUUUUUAUAAACAUAAGAUUUUUAUAAUGAUAAAC
Molecule: messenger RNA, 1639 nt
Organism: Glossina fuscipes
Lineage: Eukaryota; Metazoa; Arthropoda; Insecta; Diptera; Glossinidae
Product: mevalonate kinase
Exons: 1
Coding region: 386-1567 (393 amino acids)
Biological process (GO): cholesterol biosynthetic process; isoprenoid biosynthetic process
Cellular component (GO): cytoplasm
Molecular function (GO): mevalonate kinase activity; ATP binding
Source: RefSeq, a predicted model, not a curated record